GGCAGCAUUGGCCCUUGUUUGGGAGUAAGAUGGAGAUGGAGCCUCCCCUUCCCACUCACCCCAAGAGCUGGAGCAUCCAUACCCGAUCCGAGAUCAUAUCCAAGUACCAGGUCAUGGAGCGGGUCGGGUCGGGAGCUUACGCCGACGUGUACCGUGGGCGUCGCCUCUCCGACGGCCUCACUGUGGCCCUCAAGGAAGUUCACGACUACCAGUCUGCCUUGCGAGAAAUCGAGGCCUUGCAGAUGCUGCAGGGUUUCCCAAACGUCGUCGUUUUGCACGAGCACUUCUGGCGCGAGGACGAGGACGCCGUCCUCGUAUUGGAGUACCUUAGCACCGACUUGGCCACCGUCAUCGGCGACGCCGCCAAGGCCAAGGCCCCUCUCCCUCUUGGGGAGAUCAAGCGCUGGAUGAUCCAGAUUCUUUGUGGUGUCGACGCGUGUCACCGUAACAUGGUCCUUCAUCGAGAUUUGAAGCCCUCUAAUCUCUUGAUUUCCGAUCACGGUGUCCUCAAGUUGGCGGAUUUUGGACAGGCAAGGAUACUUAUGGAGCCUGAAUUUGAUGCUAUGGAGGAGAACCCACCACUACAACCACAACCAUAUGAGCAUGAUGCUUGUAAUCAGGAAAGUUCACUCCAUCAUCCUGAAGCUUUUCCUCGGAUAGACAAUUUAAGCCAAGCUGGAUAUGGAAAUCAAGAGCAGGGAACCAUUUGUCAUGAAGAAUAUUUUAGAGUUUUAGAUGAGAUGAAAACAAAGAGCUCCGCCGAUGACAUUGAUAAGGAUACAAACAUACCUGAUGGAAAUACCUCUUGUCUUGCAACAUGCACAACAAGUGAUCUAGAUAACGAUCCUCUGAUAACUUCGUUUAGUUAUGAAGUGAGGGAGGGUGAAGGUAAGGAACUUGGUUGUCUCACAUCAUGUGUUGGAACUCGUUGGUUCAGGGCUCCUGAGCUGCUCUAUGGAUCCACGGACUAUGGUUUAGAGGUUGAUCUCUGGUCUUUAGGAUGUAUCUUUGCAGAGCUCUUAACUCUGAAGCCCUUAUUUCCUGGAACAGCUGAUAUUGAUCAGCUCAGCAUAAUUAUUAAUGUUUUGGGCAACCUUGAUGAGAAAGCUUGGCCUGGUUGUUCAAAACUUCCCGAUUACGGAAUAAUCUCGUUUAGUAAGGUAGAAAGACCUACUGGUCUUGAAGCCUGCCUGCCCAACCGCUCCCCUGAUGAAGUGUCUCUGGUCAAAAAACUUAUUUGUUAUGAUCCGGCCAGGAGAGCUACAGCGAUGGAGCUACUCCAUGACAAGUACUUUAACGAAGAACCUCUUCCUGUUCCUGUUUCUGAGCUACGAGUUCCUUUGACCAGAAAUGGAGAAGAUGAGGAUUCCCCUGGUGGGUUGCAUGAUAACAAUGACAUGGGUUCUGAUUCUGAUUUUGAUGAUUUUGGCCCUGUGAAUAUUACCAGAACUGGCACCGGUUUCUCCAUGCAGUUUCCUUGAGCUUAAAGAAUUAAAGUCCUUCUGCAGCUGUAGAGAUUAUUAUAAGGAGAGCCAAAUGCUACAUGUCCGGCUUCCCCCCCUAUCCCCAUUUCACUUUGAUACCUCAAUCAAAACUGGAAGAAAAUGGAAGGGCAAUACCGGAGCAAGCAUGAGUGUCAUGACUCCGUCAAUCUUUGCUUUGUUCUGUAUCGUGAUUAGGUAAAUAUAUUCUAUAUAUAUCAUUUGUCUGUGUUCCAAAUGGUGCAUCCUCUUAUGAGUGCUUUAGGCCCAACCUAGAGUCCAAUCCACCAUCUCAUUACAAGAUAAAGUAUCCUUGUCACUCAAUACUCUCCUCACUCUCUCACAGAGCAUAUUGCAUGGUUGUGAUAUGCAGCCCUCGCACCCAUGGUGUGGGGGGCUAACAGUUUUGGCAUCCAUUGCUGACACUGAAAUAUAAUACUCUUCCAUAAAACACUCACUCACACUUGUGGAGUUUUUGUUCAUUGUUCCACUCCUUUCUUGCAUUCUUUGAGCACUUUCCUGCAUCCUCUCACCAAAACCAAGCCACUUACACACACAUCCUCCUUUGUUCCGGUGUGUACACGGUUGCAAGAGCACGAUAACACCUUGACCGACAUGAUUUGAGUACUGAUCUUCUAUAGUAGUUGUUCAUCCCAAUUCGUAUAGAAACUUUGAUCUCCUCUCUUUAGGUUGAACAUCCACUCUCAGUCUCUCACCCACUACUCUGUAUCAGGUGGUAACUGAAAGUGAAUACCCGCUCUUGUGUAGCCGUGCAAUCUGUUUCUCAAAAUGAAUGCCUCUUGCUACGUAUGCAUGCCUAAAGUCAGUUGUAGAUUUUUGUCUACGAAGUUCUCUAUGUUCUUUAUAGUGAUUAUUGUUGUACUUGUACACGUCCGAUAAUUGUAAACAAUUCAUACUUUUAUUUUGAAGUUUAUCCUUGCCACCUAAUAGAGAGAGAGAGCAUGGAUUUAAUGGCUUCAGCGAGCUUUUAGGUGUGUCUAUUUAUUUAAUUGGAUAUGUUGAGUCCGAGAUAUUUGGACAGGACAGAAAUGUUGCUUCUGGGCUUCUCUGGUGAUGGUUUUUGGGGCUCCUCUUUUUAUACUGGUGACUAGAGAGUUGGUGGUGCAUCAAGGUUCCAACACCCAAGUGAAUGAGUAAGUGAACGAGAAUGGGUAUUGUGAAUAGGAAAAUGCUUAGCCGAGAAUUUGACCUACUCAUUAAAAUUCUCUAUAUUGCAAAAUAGCGUUUGAAGUUACGAGAAUCAAUUCUUCCAAUAGCCAAUGUUAUUUUGGUAAUUGUGGAAUUGCAAGAUAAGUUUUUCAGUUAGUAUAAUUUAUUCGCGAAAACUGAUGAAUUUUAA
This is a messenger RNA of Gastrolobium bilobum, 2841 nucleotides long. RefSeq names its product cyclin-dependent kinase F-1-like. Gene Ontology annotation, biological process: protein phosphorylation. Gene Ontology annotation, cellular component: nucleus. The coding region runs from base 30 to 1481 and encodes 483 amino acids. Lineage: Eukaryota; Viridiplantae; Streptophyta; Magnoliopsida; Fabales; Fabaceae. The transcript has 3 exons. The record is from RefSeq and is a predicted model, not a curated record. Gene Ontology annotation, molecular function: ATP binding.